Molecule: messenger RNA, 1506 nt
Organism: Oryzias latipes (Japanese medaka)
Lineage: Eukaryota; Metazoa; Chordata; Actinopteri; Beloniformes; Adrianichthyidae
Biological process (GO): protein ubiquitination
Molecular function (GO): ubiquitin protein ligase activity
Source: RefSeq, a predicted model, not a curated record
GUUUUAACAUGUUUAAAAGCAAAGACUGAUGCAGUCAGAGCGCAGAUUCUUUCCACUAACCCAUGAGCCAAGCAGCACCUGCACCUUUUGGAGAUUCUGAAUCAGUUCUGACGACCAAUAGAGGUCAUAUAGGUCCAAAUAAAGAGACACAAAGAGAACCAACAUGUUUGUUUUUCCUGUAUAUUCCUUUUUUAAAUUUUAUUUGAUCACUUCUUUUGUUUUUGUUCUUAUUUAUAGCAGCACCUUGCUUGUCUAGUGUUUGCAAAGCGGCGCAGCACAGUCAGACGGCUCAUUUAUCUGCUGAUUAUUUACUAUUGUGCAUCACAUUUAGUUAAAAAAAAAGGCAGGGCCUUUAAUAAAAACAUGGCCUGAAUCUCCUUGUGUGGCAGCUGUUUGAAAAAACUGAACAAAUGCUUGUGCGAGGAAUUCCACAGAAGACCUGUUAAUCCGAUGCCUGCUCUUCUUUGGAAGUGCUGUAACUUGUUUGACUUCCUCCUUGGAGCUGUUCUUAAAAAGCGCAGCAGCACCUCAGCCGGUCACAUUUUCCAGCUUUCAGCACAGCAGCAACUUCACUUUGAAGCAGCCAAGCAGUCCGACCUUGCUUUUGUACUGAAAGGGUCUUCCUGUCGUUGCGACCUGGCACCAUGUUUCCAAACGAGGAUCUGGAGUGCAUCGUCUGCUGCUGCGAAUACUCCCGCAGCAACCGCGUCCCGCGGCUCCUCCACUGCAACCACGCGUUCUGCACACCUUGCCUGGAAAAAAUAUCCAUCCUGGAGGGGCCGCUCUGCACCGUCACCUGCCCCUUGUGCCGCUGGAUCACCUGCACCAGCGCCAGGCUGACGCUGCCCGGCUCCCUGUGGGUCAACACUGAGAUCUGGGACCAGCUGCCCAACCAGCCUGAGGACAGUGACGAGGACUCUACCCAGAAAGACACAGAGAUGAAGGACAGUCCGUCCACAAAUUCCCAGUCAAGGCAGUCUGGUUUGAAGGGAAAAUUUGAAAACCUGCGGCGAGUCUUCAAAGGCGGCGUGAAGCAGCAACAAAGACACAACUGCUGAGCGCGCCGCCGCAGCUGGAACCACCUGAAGGACUAUCAUCAAAACCUUAUGGAUAAUCACGCCGGCGAAGGCCGGCGUGCUGAACAGCUACCGGAGACGACUUGUUUUCUGGAGAUCUUCAGACAAGGAGGACAUGUUGGUACACAUGACCGGCGCACACCCACAUAUGUUCGGCCAUAAAAAGUUUUACAGUCUAGAACUUCACUGUUCUGGACUGUCUGUGACUGCAUUUUUCUACGUAAUCCAAUAAUUUAUUGUAAAUAUUGUCUGAUAAUUUAUAUAGACGCUGCUUGUUCCUUUGUGAAUCGUGUUGUCAGAUGUGAUCUAAGGUCUAAUCCAAAACAAGAACUGGAGGAUCUCACUUUAUUGAUCAAAGAAUCCGCUUUAUUUUCUGCUGGAUGGUCUUUAUGUACAUUUUUAAGUUAAAUAACAAACAUCUGUGAAGGAA